Molecule: messenger RNA, 1591 nt
Organism: Anopheles darlingi
Lineage: Eukaryota; Metazoa; Arthropoda; Insecta; Diptera; Culicidae
Product: 32 kDa beta-galactoside-binding lectin lec-3-like
Exons: 5
Coding region: 44-1021 (325 amino acids)
Molecular function (GO): carbohydrate binding; galactoside binding
Source: RefSeq, a predicted model, not a curated record
GUUCGUGGCUACAUACCGCCGUUGUAGGCACCUGCUCGUCGUCAUGUUGACCACCUUCGCCGGAACACUGGCCAGCCCGGUGAGUGUCGGGCACAUCUUUCACUUCUCGGCCAAAUCGCUGGACGAUGCGGAACGCGUGGACAUCGAUUUCCAGACGGAGCGCUCAGCGGAUGCCGACGUACCGCUGCACCUGUCGGUGCGCUUCGAGGAGCAGCGCCUGGUGGUCGGUUCCAAGCUCGGUGGCCAAUGGGUGGAAGCGGAACGACAGCCGCCACAGCACGAUACCACCAGCCAGUCCGCCCUCCAGACGCUGAUGCCUGGCCAUGUUUUCACCGUGUACGUGCUGGUCGGUGACAGCAGCUAUCACAUCGCGCUGGCCGACUGCCCGAUCGGGGCGUUCACCAUCCGUGGUUCGCUGGCCGACAUCAAGGCUGUCACGAUUACGAAGGAUGUGCACCAGAUACUGGCGGUGGACCAUCGGCAAUCAUUUCCGUUUCCAUUCCCGGCCAUCCAGAUGCACGACGAGACGUGUUACUUCUCCAACGAUGUGCCGAAACCGUUCGUGCCCGGUCACGUGAUUAUCCUGACGGCCGUACCGUACGGUAAUCCGCGCGGUGGCUUCAUCAUCAAGUUCCACGAGAAUGGCAGCCGGAAGCAGGCGCUCCACUUCAAUCCACGCUUCGAUCCGCACUACGUCGUCGUCCGGAACUCGCAUGCCAGCGAAGCGCUCGACUUCCGCCAGGAGGAGCGCACCGGGGGCUUCCCGUUCAUCAUCGACCAGCAGUUUACGCUCGCGAUCGGGCUGGCCGAGCAGGAGUUCAAGUUCGCCAUCAACGGCAGCCAGUUCGAGACGUACGCGUACAAGGCGCACCGCCAGCUCGACACACUCAACGGGUUCCGGGUGCAGUGCACGAACGGGUUGCAGCUCGAGGUGACGGCCGUCGACCACUAUCACUCCGGGUCGCCCGAUUGUGCCGGCUACGAGGAGUACUCGAACCCGUACGCUGACCUGCUCGCCUGAUCACACCAACACCGCAGCACCUCCAAUCCCCAAAAAACGCCUGUUAUUCCUGUUUUCUGCGCCCGAACGCCAACCGUAACCGAAAUGAAACGCUUGUCCGCAAGGGAUGAGGGUCUAGGGGAAGGUCCCUUUUGGCGCAUGCGCCUGCCCAAAUGGCGUUCUGGCGUUAUCCCCGCAGUACACUUGAAUGUUCCGGUGUAUCGGACACACACACACACACAUGGGCAUAGUUAAAGACACGCAGUUAUCAGGACUCGCAAUGACAAAGGACCUCCACGCGAACGAUGACGCGUGGUUAAUCAUCUUGAUUAGUUGCUUGUUUGAACACAUUUAUUUACUCAUCAACACAACCAUCUGCUCCACCACAUACUACCAUCGCUUGUCGCUUGUGCCUUUUUGGGGCGUCCUUCUUCAAACGCGGCUAGCUGGUGCGUUUGUAUGUGUGUGGGGUAUAGCUUCCACCGAAAUAAUCCAUUUUUAGGGGUUUUAUUUUGCUUAACGAAGAUAUAGUUAUCUGUUUAAUUCAAAUGUUUCCAACGGAAUUCGAAUGGUGAAUAUAAAUUAACAAUU